Messenger RNA from Ictalurus punctatus (channel catfish), 1466 nucleotides. It is a transcript of the gene tesca, whose product is annotated as tescalcin a. The transcript has 8 exons. NCBI's taxonomy places the organism in Eukaryota, Metazoa, Chordata, Actinopteri, Siluriformes, Ictaluridae. Gene Ontology annotation, molecular function: calcium ion binding. The record is from RefSeq and is a predicted model, not a curated record. The coding region runs from base 228 to 1001 and encodes 257 amino acids.
GCAGUAGUACGUAUACCUGUGCCUGAAGGGUGAAGGUGUUACCGUAAAGCAGGGUAUAAAGGCGCUGUAGGGUUUCAGAAGUGUGGAGCAGUAGUACGUAUACCUGUGCCUGAAGGGUGAAGCUGUUACCGUAAAGCAGGGUAUAAAGGCGCUGUAGAGUUUCAGAAGUGUGGAGCAGUAAUAUACCUGUUCUCUCUCCUGCACGGCUCUGCUCUGCUCUGCUGAACAUGGGUUCCUCACACUCUGACCUGCGGGAACAUGAGGUCCAGCAUCUCUCUGAGACAACCGGCUUUUCUUCAGAGCAGAUCAGAAACCUGCACAAGAGAUUUAAGAACCUGACCCACAACAGUGACACCUUAAGCCGAGGUGACCUGGAGAAAAUCGGCGAUUUGACUUUCAACCCCAUUAGAAGCCAAAUCAUUGAUGCCUUCUUCGACAAAAGGAACUUCAGACAGGAUGAGGUGGGCACUGUGGAGGAGAUCGGCUUCGAGGAGUUCCUCACCGUCAUGUCGCACUUCAGGCCACUGAACCAGGAGUUGACGCAGGAGGACAAAGAUAAGAUUAGAAAAGAGAAACUCCACUUCCUGUUCAACAUGCACGACAAAGACAACGACGGCAUCAUCACUUUGGACGAGUACAGACAGUGCACGCGAUCGGGUAACACGCCACAGAGGAUCCGACAGAGAAGCCGCCAGGUCGUUCUGAUGAAAUACUUUGUGUGCGCAUUUCGGUCAUUUCUGCACCUCUGUGUCGAUGUUCUGCAGCUGGUAGAAGAGCUGCUGUCCAACUCUGCCAUCGAAGGAGAAACAUCCAAGUCCAUCGCAGACGCUGCUAUGCUCGAGGUCGCGAGCGUCACGAUGGGUCAGAUGGCUCCAGAUGAGGUGUAUGAGGGAAUCACGUUCGAGCAUUUCCUUCAGAUUCUGAAGGGCGUGGAGAUCGAGUCGAGGAUGUACAUCCGCUUUCUGUACGUGGACACGACGACGAUGAGAUGCGGAAAGUAGACCGUCCGCAGCUCUGUACUAGUUUGACCUUUCGACUUCUUCUCAAAGCAUCUCCAAACCUUCCAGUAGUGCUGCUGCGUGCGCGAGUGCGUGAGUGAGUGAGUGACACCUGAACGGGUUGAACAGCAUGUGUGGCAUUUCUGUGAGCGUAUUUUUAAACUGACGUGCUGUAUGUGUGGCAUGCGUGUAGGUGUUGACUGAAGGACUAGCGCUCGGCUGAAAGGGGAGAUUGUUUUGGGAUAAUUUCUUAAUCCCUUUGGCCUUAUCUAUUUCGGGUGCCUUUGAGCAGAGGUUAAAUACUGCACCCAGAUAACGCUUAUUAACCGUAUUAGCAACACACACACGCAUAUUCUGCACUUAUACAGUAGCAUGGUCCAGUUUUAAGAUUCCAUUUCCACUGUCAAAACCUGUUCGGUGUUUGACGUUUGCUUUUUUUUUUUUUUUUUUUUUUUUUUUUUUACAGUA